Molecule: messenger RNA, 357 nt
Organism: Brenthis ino (lesser marbled fritillary)
Lineage: Eukaryota; Metazoa; Arthropoda; Insecta; Lepidoptera; Nymphalidae
Source: the annotation of a GenBank genome assembly
AUGAGGCCGACGUCUGUGAGCGCCACUGCCGCGCCGCCGCCGGCCGCGUGUCGUGCCGCGUCAGCGACCGAGCGCGGACAUUCCUGGAACUGCAAAAAACUUCCGUGGGUUAGCUCAAUAAAAUUAGAGAGCUAUCUAUUCAGAUAUCCCAGAUAUGGGGAAGUGGAUCAGCGGGCGACGCGCCAUCUGCCCCCGCGCCGCCCUUCUAAUAAACAUAUCACUAGCGCGGCGGGCCACUUUCACCCUUCGGCCCCGGACACAGGAGCCACAGUGGAGUGCGCGCGCGCGCAUUCCGCGCUGCACCGGCCGAAUGCAGCGAAUAUUCCAACACAAUCGUUGUCAUACAUUAGCGGGCUG